Molecule: messenger RNA, 1026 nt
Organism: Symbiodinium sp. CCMP2456
Lineage: Eukaryota; Dinophyceae; Suessiales; Symbiodiniaceae
Source: the annotation of a GenBank genome assembly
AUGCCAGCUUUCCAUCUAUCUCCUUUGGUUGGCCACCGGGAUUGGGUCAGCUCGGCCGAGCAGCGCCUGUUUGCGCUGUUGAAGACUGGCCACCCUUCGCCAGUCUCAUUCUCAGCGUCGCCAAUGUGCACGUCAAGGAAACAGGAGGUCAGAGCCAAGCCAAUCGCUACCACAAAAGUCGCAGUGGCUGUCGUGGCGCCAGGUGCCGGCACAGGCAUCAACGGUGCAGUUUACUCCGAGAUAGCCUGCAGCCCGUCGUUCAAGGUAGAUGUCAUUGGGCGCUCCAGGGCACCUUACGAUGUGUAUCCGCCAUGUUGGCCUCAAGGCGCGCCAGCACCCAAUCUGCAGAGCUUCGCUGAGGAGGUGCUGGAGACGGGCGCCCACCGGAACGCUCAGGUCAUGAUCUUUGGAUCCCGCGGGGGACAGGUGGUACUCCCGCAGAUGUGGCAGGCAGAGGCGCAGGGCUUGGUUCCCCCUGUGCCUCCAGCAGUUGUUAUCAAUGGCGGAUGCGCCAUGAACUUGCCAACUCCAGUUUAUUGGCCAGACGCAGCUGUCAGCUUUCUACUCAUUGGAGGGAAUGACAACUUCAGGGGAAACCUCAGCAUGGAAGAGUACGUUGCUGAGACGAGGAGCUAUGUGCCCCCUAGCAACAAGACCACGGCUAUUUUGUCAGUAAACGAGAUGACGCACAUGCCCCAACAGUCGUUGCUGCGAGGAAUCCUGCGGCUAAUGUUGAAAGCCCUGGUCUCCUGGAAGGCAGACGGCAAGGUUCCACUUGAACGCCUUCGUCAAACGCUCGCCUUCCUGAGACAGGAUGGAUGGAGCGGACGGCUGCUGUACACGACGGCGCCUGGUGCAUGGGAGGAUAUUCCAUUCAGUCCCCGUGAUAGAGAGAAACUUCAGGUGGCUGUCCCUAGACACAUCCACCAGGAGGACCUCGGAGCGGGGGACGAGGCGAAGGCUCUUUGGAAGGCUGCCGUGCCCUACAAGGGACAUCGCUUAGCCCAGGCGGUGAAGGUUUGCUAA